Acaulospora colombiana is the source of this 702-nucleotide messenger RNA. Lineage: Eukaryota; Fungi; Glomeromycota; Glomeromycetes; Diversisporales; Acaulosporaceae. The record is from the annotation of a GenBank genome assembly.
ACUAGACAGCAAUUGAGAUCUUGUAACAUUGGACACGCGUCCAAGAUCUUCUGCACGAUUCUUUCCUCGGAAAACGAGGUGUUUGAUGGGUCCACAUCUCGUACAUUUGGCAAUGGUAGUAGUCGAGUCCACAAUGAGGGAUACGAGCAGAAUUCGAUUCGUCUAGGUCAAGUGGCUUGCAAAGUUCUGAGCUCUGCAGAAACUAUGGUGACGACAUGGUUCGACAUAAUUCUGUGUUCACGAUACUUUAGUGGUCACGAUGAAGGGUGGCCUCAACUCAGACGAGUGCAUGGGAUCGUAGCAGAUAUCUAUACACCUCCAGAUUGUAUACAGCAAAUACCACCUUCAGUACAGCGAAUCGAUAUAUCUAGCUUUGGGAAGCAAUGGAACCACAUCUCCGCUCCUGAGGUACAAGAACUCCGAAUUCUUGAUGUCAAAAGGGACUGGUACAACAUCGAAGAAACAGAGCAAGAACAGGCAUAUGCUUUUGACCACUCUCAAUGGCCAAAUCUAAAGGUUCUAGGAAUCUGGAUUGGGGGUCCGAUUGGACGAUAUAAACCCUCUACUUUACUUGGAUCGACCAAUGAUGACCGUUUGUUGGCACUUGGCAAGAGAUCCGACACAAUUUCCCAACCUCCGUUCGAUAGAUAUGAAGGAGAUACCAGAAUGGGAUAUCUUAUUCAUCAUGCUCGAGCGACGUAA